This is a messenger RNA of Helianthus annuus (common sunflower), 1974 nucleotides long. RefSeq lists its product as uncharacterized. Bases 727 to 1929 code for a protein of 400 amino acids. Lineage: Eukaryota; Viridiplantae; Streptophyta; Magnoliopsida; Asterales; Asteraceae. The transcript is spliced from 2 exons. The record is from RefSeq and is a predicted model, not a curated record.
CUCUGAACGGUUAAGCAUUAUAUAGGCUCUUAAUGGUUCAGCACUUAACCAUUCAGAUGUAAAAUAAGAAUUUAGGAGUUAGGUGUUUGAAUCAGUGGAGAGCCUCUUGCUUGCAUGGUUGUAACACUUGCCAGGGAGGGGCUAGUCUAGCUGUGGGGUACCGACUAGGGAUUAAUCGAAUCGGAAUUUUAUAUAUAAUUUUUUAAACUUAUACACACACACAAAAUUUUAUAUAUAAUUUUUCAAACUUAUUAGUCGGGUCGGGUUGGAUUCAGGGGCGGAUGUACAUUAGUGUAAGGGGUGGCGUCCGCUAUGGUUGGCGUUCCGGCGGUAGUGUAAAAUUAGUGUAAAUUUUGGAAAAAAUUGACGUUUUUUCGAUUUCGUUACCGCUUAUUUAUAAAACGUUACCGCUUGGCGCGAAUCCUAGAUCCGCCACUGGUUGGAUUAUAAUAGCGAUUAUAUUGAACAUAUAUUUAGUAUGAUUAUAUUGUACAGCUAAUGUGAUAUAUCUCUCCCAAAAUAGAGGAGCCAUAUUGUAAUUAUAAAUAUUCAGUAAAUUAAUGAGAAGGUCAAGGGAUUGAUUUCUAUCAUGGUAUCAAGAGUCCAGUGAACCAACCCUAACCCCUCUCCCCUGCCGCCACCCCCUGUUCUGCGACACAGCCUUCUUCUUCACGGCUGUUCUUCUUUUCGGCUGUUCCCCACCUCAUCUUCCUCCUUGUUCUCACCAUGACAAACACUACUAACACCCCUAUUACCGUGGAAUCAAAACUCCACCCCGCCACUACCGUCUCCCACAUCAAAAAUUACAUACCUGUUACCCUUGAAAUCGAAUCAUCGCAGUACAAUUCCUGGGCAACUCUCUUUAAACUACACUGUAAAGCCUUCUUGGUUUUUGAUCAUCUAUCACCCAAACCUGCUGCAUCCGAAACCACCACUGAAACAUCUUCUUCCACCACAAAACCAACCGCUGAAUGGGAACGCCUUGAUGCUAUUGUGUUACAAUGGAUAUACAGUACAAUUUCCAACGAUCUCCUCCACACCAUUAUCAACAAGACCGCCACCGCUCACGAUGCUUGGAAAGCUAUCGAGGAUCUUUUUCAAGACAAUAAAAGCUCCCGCGCCAUUCACCUGAUGCAGAAGUUCUCGAACACCCGUUUGGACGGCUUCCCCAAUAUAUCCGCAUACUGCCAGGAACUCAAAGUCCUGGCCGAUCAGUUGGCGAAUGUGAAUGCUCCGGUUGACAAUGAUCGAUUGGUUUUGCAGUUAAUUGCGGGGCUGAAUGAACAGUAUGAGGGCAUUGCUACUAUACUCCAACAACAAGAUCCACUCCCAUCAUUCUAUUCUGCCCGUUCCAGCCUAAUUCAAGUGGAAACUCGCAAAGCCGAACAAGCCUUGAAUGCAUCCAAGUCUGCCUCCACUGCUCUAACCGCAUCCACAAACCGCUCCCCGGCCGCUGAUCAGUCUCGCAACCACGACCGAAACUAUGGCACUCAUGACCGCGGCUACGGCUCGGGCCGUGGACGCUCGGGUCGUCGGGGACGUGGCCGGUCCAGCUCUGCCCGUGGCCGGUUCUCUUCUCAGUAUCCGUGGCAGCCGCCUUCCUAUUACCCAUGGAUGAACACUUGGCCCACACCACCCUCCAACAACCAAACUCCCUUCUACCCUUGGCCUGUGCCGCCAUGCCCAUACCCUUCCACCAAUCGGCCCAAUCACACCCACACUAACAGCCCUGGUAUCUUAGGCCCGCGGCCGAACCAUCAAAGCAAUGUUGCCUAUACACCCACGGAUAUCGAGCAGGCUAUGUACACGAUGUCACUACAGCAGCCAGACCCCACACAGUACAUGGAUACGGGCGCAACGGGAAACAUGACACAUGAACAAGGACUACAAGACUCGGACCCCGCUCCUGCGAUGCAACAGCAGCGGUGACCUCUACCCGUUGGUAAUCGGGUCCCCCUCCCAAGCAACUGCUCU